Ostreobium quekettii is the source of this 1659-nucleotide messenger RNA. Lineage: Eukaryota; Viridiplantae; Chlorophyta; Ulvophyceae; Bryopsidales; Ostreobiaceae. The record is from the annotation of a GenBank genome assembly.
AUGUCGAUGGACAUCGUGAUGCCACUGGGCGUUGGUGCUACCAAUGUGGUGAUGGCAAUGGUCGUGCUUCUCAUGGAGAUUGUGAUCAUAGCUUGCUAUAGAAGCAUCUACGCAGACUGGGCUAAGGGUCAGGUGAGGAAAGGGAAAGGAUUCAAGGGGCCAUUCAACGUUUCCACACCAGAAGAAACGGUGCUAGAGAUAGUCUGGCAUAUGAAGUGGAGUGAGCACAAGGUUAUGUUGCUCAACCUGUUGGCUCUGAGUGGAUUGAUGAUCGGGGGUCUGUUGCUAGCUGAGUCAAGCAUAAGUGCUUGUGAUGUAACAUUGGUGGAGAAUGCAGCCACUAAGAACUGGAACGAAGACUCUGCAUUAUCCCCAGGUCGGAGGGAGGAAUUGUUCCGUCAAGUGAUCGACGAUCAAGUCACAUUGAAUGAGUGCAGGGGUGUAGAUAUGUCUGACAUGACGGAGCUCACUGGUGAAUGCUCACAAGCUGCUAGCAUUCCUGCCCUAUAUGCAGCAGCCGUCAAGAAGAUGAAGGGGAAGGAGACUCCUAAAAUAGAAUUUACAAAGAUAGAUCAAGAUGACGAUGUGGAUGUAGACUUUGUACUAUAUGGAAACCUGGUUGUGCAGCCAGUGACUAAUUCACAUGUGAGAUCUGUCGGCCAUCAGGCGAAUUACACCUUUAGCAAAUGCCAACUGGAAGGUGGAGACCCAUUGUCAGCAGAUCCAGCAAGGCCAUGUGGACCAAAAGAGCAAGAAGUUGUUGAGCUGGAAGUCUAUCGAGGUACACCGGGUUACGAUGGGGGUGAUCAGGUAUUUUUGGUUGAGCAGGCGUCAGGCAAUUGGUCCAUUGUAUUAAACUGGGAUUCGGAGAAUACAACAAUACCAUUGCAUGGGUUCAACUGCAGCCGUAUGGCAAUACAUCAGGGUAAAAUUGGAGCAUGCAUGCGUCAUAAAAAACCAGCCCCAGUGCAAAAUGAGACGUUGCUAGAAAUGCUACGACCGUACCUGACGAUGGUGGAUUUGAUGCGAUCGGACGUUGUCAUUGUAGACUUCUGGCAUCGGCAGGGAUUGCAAAAUUUGACCAUUGCCCGAGAGGAUGGAGUGUAUUGGCUCUCAUCAUACGUAGUAGCAAAUGCUUCCACUGAGUUGGGCUGGGAUGACUCAUCUCUGGAAGUUUUGGCCAGUAUGAUGGAGAAUGUUGCUGAUGUCUAUCUCAAUGGGGAUGGAGCAGAUGCAUCUACAGGAGCCGCGGCAAUCGCUAUGUAUGCUCUUGGAUUCAUGUUGGCAGGAACAACUAUCAUGGACGUUGGAAGGUUCGAAGCUAGGGCAUGCAUCGAAUUAGCUGAUUGGUCCUUGCUGACAGCCUUGUUGAUCUUUAUGGGCGCCAUAGCCGUGAUGGCCAGGAUUGCUGCAAGAAAGGAGACUGCAGUGCAUAUGCCUAUGACAGCACGCUCAUGGUUCAACCUAGGCGCAAGAGAGCAAGACAUGGGACAUGAAUGCAACAGGGAGUGGAAUGGCCAUCCAUAUGUCUAUGGGCUUGCGACCACAUUGGAAGGUGAGCAGCACAUAGGAUAUACACAAAUCCCGGAGCCUGUGAAUGUGGAGCUGCAAAUAAGGUCUUGCCGUAAGCAGCAAUCCUCAUGGAAAGGAGCAUCCUGA